This is a messenger RNA of Anoplophora glabripennis (Asian longhorned beetle), 399 nucleotides long. Its product is annotated as cuticle protein 19-like. The record is from RefSeq and is a predicted model, not a curated record. NCBI's taxonomy places the organism in Eukaryota, Metazoa, Arthropoda, Insecta, Coleoptera, Cerambycidae. The transcript is spliced from 3 exons. Gene Ontology annotation, cellular component: extracellular matrix. Bases 1 to 399 code for a protein of 132 amino acids.
AUGCAGCUUAAACUUGCACUCCUUGUAAUUUCUUCCAUGGCAGCAACAGCCCUUGCGCAGCAUCACUUGGCAGGACACGAGAACCACCACGUCGGUUACAACUACCAGUACGGAGUGAAGGAUCCGCACACCCACGACGUCCACUCUCAACAGGAACACAGGGAAGGUGACAAUGUUGUAGGUGAAUACACCCUGCUAGAAGCCGAUGGCACACAACGUAUUGUGAAAUACAGGGCCGGACCCCACAUCGGUUUCGAGGCCUACGUCGAGAGGAACGGACACGCUCAGCAUCCCGCUUAUUACGGUAAACACGGAGAGAAGGGAGGACAGGGAGGCACUAGCUACGUGGGGGCCACGCACUGGAAUAACCAAGGGCCCGAAGAACACUACCAUCAUUAA